Euleptes europaea (tarantolino) is the source of this 1669-nucleotide messenger RNA. It is a transcript of the gene CCNL1, whose product is annotated as cyclin L1. NCBI's taxonomy places the organism in Eukaryota, Metazoa, Chordata, Lepidosauria, Squamata, Sphaerodactylidae. Gene Ontology annotation, cellular component: nucleus. The coding region runs from base 1 to 1557 and encodes 518 amino acids. The transcript has 11 exons. Gene Ontology annotation, molecular function: cyclin-dependent protein serine/threonine kinase regulator activity. The record is from RefSeq and is a predicted model, not a curated record. Gene Ontology annotation, biological process: regulation of transcription by RNA polymerase II.
AUGGCCUCCGCAGGGACUCAUCCUUCCCCGGCCGCUGCCGCCGCCGCCCUGGGCUCGGCGCCGCCGCCGCCUCCUCCGCCCCCCGCGGCGGGGAUCCUGAUCGGGGACCGGCUGUACUCGGAGGUCUCGCUGACCAUCGACCACUCGCUCAUCCCCGAGGAGCGGCUCUCGCCCACCCCUUCCAUGCAGGACGGGCUGGACCUCCAGGCCGAGACCGACCUGCGCAUCCUGGGCUGCGAGCUCAUCCAGGCCGCGGGGAUCAUCCUUCGCCUGCCGCAGGUGGCGAUGGCGACCGGGCAGGUGCUGUUCCAUCGCUUCUUCUAUUCCAAGUCCUUCGUCAAGCACAGUUUCGAGAUUGUUGCUAUGGCCUGCAUCAAUCUUGCGUCCAAAAUCGAAGAGGCGCCUCGUCGCAUAAGAGAUGUGAUCAAUGUUUUCCACCACUUGCGGCAGUUGAGAGUUAAAAGGACUCCAAGCCCAUUGAUACUUGAUCAGAACUACAUAAACACCAAAAAUCAAGUAAUCAAAGCAGAAAGGAGGGUGCUGAAGGAAUUGGGAUUUUGUGUUCAUGUCAAGCAUCCUCAUAAGAUCAUUGUUAUGUAUUUGCAAGUGUUAGAAUGUGAACGUAACCAAACUCUCGUCCAGACAGCCUGGAAUUACAUGAAUGACAGCCUUCGAACCAAUGUGUUUGUCCGAUUUCAGCCAGAGACAAUAGCGUGUGCUUGUAUUUACCUUGCUGCUAGAGCUCUUCAGAUUCCUUUGCCUAAUCGUCCUCAUUGGUUCUUGCUUUUUGGCAUUACUGAGGAAGAUGUUCAGGAGAUAUGCUUAACAACUCUUAAGCUGUACACGAGAAAGAAGCCCAACUAUGAAUUGCUUGAUAAGGAAGUAGAAAAGAGGAAAAUGGCACUACAGGAAGCUAAACUUAAAGCAAAAGGAUUAAACCCUGAUGGGACACCGGCUCUUUCAACACUGGGAGGUUUUUCACCUGCUUCUAAGCCCUGUUCUCCAAGAGAAAUAAAAGCGGAAGAGAAGUCUCCAGUGUGUAUCAAUGCAAAAACGAUCAAAAAGGAACCGGAAGAUAGACAAGUGGUUUCCAAGAGCCCUUACAAUGGUAUGAGAAAAGAAAGCAAGAGAAGCAGAAGCAGCCGAAGUGCCAGUCGAUCAAAGUCGAGAACAAAGUCACGAUCUAGAUCCCAUUCUGCAAGGAGACAUUACAACAAUAGGCGGAGCCUGUCCGGAACCUACAGCUCCCGAUCGAGAAGCAGAUCGCGGAGCCACAGCGGCAGUCCCCGGAGGCAUCAUAAUCAUGGAUCUCCCCACCUGAAACCGAAGCAUAGCAGGGAAGAGUUGAAGGGUGCAAACAGACACGGGCACAAGCGGAAAAAGUCUCGUUCCCGCUCCCAAAGUAAAUCCAGGGACCAUUCGGAUGUGGCCAAGAAACACCGGCACGAACGGGGACACCACAGGGACAGGCACGAACGGUCUCGCUCGUUUGAGCGGUCGCAUAAAGGCAAACACCACAGUGGCAGCCGUUCAGGACACAGCCGGCACAGGCGUUGACUGUGAAGCAAAACUGCCUUAGUCGUGCUUGCAUAUUAUACUACGUAUGAGACUGUUUGAAACUUGAAGUCAAUUAGGAUUUGAUUUGAAGCCCAACAUCUUCAAUGUGUAG